This is a messenger RNA of Ilex paraguariensis (yerba mate), 1792 nucleotides long. The record is from the annotation of a GenBank genome assembly. Lineage: Eukaryota; Viridiplantae; Streptophyta; Magnoliopsida; Aquifoliales; Aquifoliaceae.
AUGGAUGGCGAUCAAAUAGUUUACGCAGUCACAGAUGAUCCCAGUGCUCCUCUUCUUCCUCUUCAUGACCCAACCCACAGGUCACAGAGGAGCUUCCGUUCAUGGACUAUUUCCAUUUUCACCCUCAACAGUUUCUUCAUUUUAUUGGGACCCCUACUGUGUACCAUCAUCUGUCUGUUUGUCAAACUCGACGCUCCGGUGACCAGCCGGAACAUGCUGGCCGUAUUGGCUUGGGUCUUCACUUGGUGGAUGACGGAGGCUGUUCCAAUGCCUAUAACCUCCAUGGCACCACUCUUUCUCUUUCCUCUCUUUGGAAUUGCCUCUGCUGAUGAUGUAGCACAGUCUUACAUGGAUGAUGUGAUUGCACUUGUUCUUGGAAGCUUUAUACUUGCUCUUGCCGUUGAGCAUUACAACAUUCACAGGAGAUUGGCGUUGAAUGUCUCACUCCUAUUUUGUGGGGACCCACUGAACCCACCGCUACUUCUGUUGGGAAUAUGUGCCACCACAGCAUUUGUCAGCAUGUGGAUGCACAACGUGGCAGCAGCUGUAUUGAUGAUGCAAGUGGCCACUGGAAUCCUACAGCGUUUCCCAUCGCGUCCCACACAAUCCAUCGUUGUCAGUAACUUCUGCAAAGCCGUGGUUCUGGGGGUGAUAUACUCUGCGGCCAUUGGAGGGAUAAGUACACUCACUGGUACAGGUGUCAACCUCAUAUUGGUUGGGAUGUGGAAGAGUUACUUCCCAGAAGCCAAUCCUAUCGGCUUCAACACUUGGUUCUUCUUUGGGUUCCCUCUGGCUUUGGUGAUUUUCUUUGCUUUGUGGGGUAUACUCUGUAUUUUAUACUGCAGAAGCGGGUCUGGUCAAGAGCUCUCUGUUUAUUUGGACAAAGCCCAUUUGAAGAGGGAGCUUGAAUUGCUUGGUCCAAUGGCUUUUGCUGAGAAGAUGAUAUUGGCAGUUUUUUCGAUGCUAAUAGUUUUGUGGAUGACAAGGAGCAUAACUGAUGAUAUUCCUGGGUGGGGAGUUCUCUUCAAUGACCGUGCCGGUGAUGGAACUGUUAGUGUGAUGAUGGCCACUUUACUCUUCAUAAUUCCAAACAUGAAGCAACCAGGUGAGAAGUUGAUGGAUUGGAACAAAUGCAAGAAGCUGCCAUGGAACAUCGUAUUACUAUUAGGGGCUGGUUUUGCAAUAGCUGCAGGAGUCAAGUCUAGUGGCCUUACUGAUGUGUUAUCAGAGGCAAUAAACUUCCUAGAGAAUGCCCCGUAUUUGACCAUUGCCCCUAUUGUCUGUCUCAUAGGCAGCACAGUCACCGAGUUCACAUCCAACAACGCCACCACGACCCUUCUCAUUCCUCUGCUGAUCCAAAUUGCGCAAACCAUGCACAUCCACCCGCUCCUUCUCAUGGUUCCCGGAGCUAUUGGAGCGCAAUUUUCUUACUUGCUUCCAACAGGAACUCCUUCAAAUAUUGUUGGUUUCACAACUGGACACAUAGAGAUUUUAGAUAUGAUCAAGACAGGGCUGCCACUUAAGGUUGCAGGAAUUGCUGCACUAACUUUUUUGAUGCCUACUCUUGGAGCUCUUGUCUUUGGGACAGAUAAACCACCAUAAAGCUUACGCAGGUUGUAGGAAGUCAUUGCAUUGAUCUGAAAGACGCAGAUCAUUUCAAACAAAAUUGAUGCAUUUUUUUUCUUUUUGAUUCUUCUUCUUGUUAAAAUAUCUUGUACUAUAGAUGCAGGGCUUGCCAAUUCAUUUUUUUUUCUUUUUUCCAUGAUUCUUGUAACAAUUUUUUAUAGUGAAG